ACUAACCCCCUGUAGAACGCAACAUAAUAGAACACGUGGGUGAGGGCAGCCGGGCACUCAGUCCUGAGAAUAUCCGAAAAUCUAAAAACAACAGUAAAUCACCGAGUAUAAACCAUUAAGGUGUAAAAUACCACUGGGAUUGGAUCACCGCAGAAGAAUGGCUGACCCAGUUAUAUAUUAGAGCACUCAUAUAGACGCAGCUAUUUUGCCACUGUGAGUUUUUCCAGACGCACUUAUUUGCGCCAUGGCGCACAACACUAGCGGCUUUUCCGAUGGAGAAAGUGUGGAUAUUGAUGACUCGAGUUCUCUAAAGGGUUUAGAAGAGGUUGGUGAGGAUUUCGGUUUUGGAGAUGAUCUGGAGUUGAACCAGUUUGAUGGCCUUCCCUUCUCCUCCCGGUAUUAUAAUCUUCUGAAGGAGAGACACCAGCUCCCAAUCUGGGAAUCAAAACAGGAGUUUCUAAAUGUUUUGGAAACCAGUCAGGUCGUCAUUAUCUCGGGUACAACAAAAAGUGGGAAGAGUACACAGGUUCCACAGUGGUGUGCAGAGUUCUGUCUGUCAGCGCAGUACCAGCAUGGAGUUGUGGUGUGUAGUCAGAUUCAGAGACAGCAGGCUAUUGAUUUGGCCCUGCACGUAUCUGAUGAGAUGGAUGUCAAUAUUGGUCAUGAGGUAGGCUACAGCAUUCCACUGGAGAACUGCUGCUUCUCUGACACUAUUCUCAGGUACUGCACCGAUGAUGUGCUGCUGAGGGAGCUGAUGUCCGACCCAUUUCUGGAGCAUUACGGUGUGGUUGUGAUCGAUCAGGCCCACGAGCGCACCGUGAGCACUGACCUUUUAAUGGCCCUGCUUCGGGAGGUGCUCCUGCAGCGGUCAGAGCUUCGGGUAGUGUUGCUGUCCGUCAUGCCAGCCUCACACAUGCUCCUUGCACACUUUAGCGGUGCAGCUCACCUGCAAGUGGACGCACCGUGCUCAGCUGAAGUUCUCCACAGCAGCCGAGGCAGUACAGAAAGCUUCAGUGCAGCACUGAGACUUGUCCUGGAGGUGCACAGGACCAAAGAGCCCGGGGAUGUAGCUGUGUUCCUCGCCUCAGAGCAGGAGGUCAGCUGUGCCUGUAGUCUUCUGGCUAAAAAAGCAUCCAGGUUAAGCAGUAAUCUUGGAGAGCUGGUGCCAGUGGCAGUGUGCUCAGGCCAUGCUGGAAUCUGCCCACCUAUUACACAGCACCCCCAGAGAGGCAGGAAGGUCUUUUUGUCCUGCAGUAAAUCCGAAGACAUGUUUUGGUCAGUGGAUACUGUCAGUUUUGUGAUUGACACUGGAGUUGAGAAGAGAUUUGUAUAUAACCCACGGCUAAGAGCUAGCUCUGAGGUGAUCAGACCCAUCAGUAGAUGUCGGGCAGAGAUUCGUAAACAGCUGGCUGGAUCAGCAGGGAAGUGUUUCCGCCUUUACCCCGAGGAGACAGAACUCUGUGCCGAAAUUCCUGCUCAGAUCCUAGAAGCAAACAUCACCUCGGCUGUGCUCUUCCUCAAGAGGAUGGAGGUAGCUGGAAUCAGACACUGCGACUUCAUCAGCAGGCCGGAUCCUGAAGGAUUUAUGCAAGCUUUAGAAGAGCUGGAUUAUCUUGCAGCUUUGGAUGACGAUGGAAACCUUUCUGAGAUUGGGAUCAUAAUGUCUGAGUUCCCCUUAGACCCUCAGAUGUCUAAAGCAUUGUUAGCGUCGUGCGAGUUUGAUUGUGCCAGUGAGGUGCUGACUAUUGCAGCCAUGUUAUCAGCUCCAAGCUGCUUCCUAGAGCCCCCUGCUGGCAAGGAAACAGAAGCGAUGCUGUGUCACAUGAAGUUGUAUCAUCCAGAAGGAGACCACUUUACCCUGAUCAACAUCUAUAACACUUAUAAAUGCAGCCAGAGAGAGCCAUAUUUUACACAGGGCAAGUGGUGUCAGGAUUACUUCUUGUGCUGUGCAGCUCUCCAGACUGCAGACAGCAUAAGGGCCGAGCUGACUGACAUACUGAAGAGGCUGGAGCUCCCGAUCUCCGAGUCAGCCUUCGGCACCAAAACAAACACACUUAAUGUCAAGCGAGCUCUACUGGCUGGGUUCUUCAUGCAGGUUGCUCGUGAUGUGGACGGCUCUGGAAACUAUUUUAUGCUGAGCAAUAAGCACGUAGCACAUCUUCACCAUCUUUCAGCUUAUGGGGCCAAAGCGCACAAACUCGGCCUGCCUGAGUGGGUGCUGUUUCACGAGUUCACACUCUCCAACAGCAACUGCAUCCAAACAGUCACACAAAUCUCACCCAAAGCGUUCAUCCAAAUGGCACCACAGUAUUUCUUCUACAACCUGCCCUCUAGUGAGUGUAAGGAGCUCUUGGAGCAUAUUUUGGAUACUGAGGUGGCUGAAAUUCAUCCUGUUACUACAGACACACCAAAAGCACAGGAGUCCCAGUCUUAUGACAGAUGUGUGAUACAGUAAUGUGAAUGCUGUAGUUUGAGACCGUUGUCUUUCUCAGGAUAAAAAUAAGAUGCAAAAUGCUAAAAGAUCUUCUAAUGAUAGGCCUCACAAACUUGUACAGAUGUAAUGUAAAUAAAAAAAAAAAUUCACAUCUAUAGGUAAGAUUAAAAAAGCUCCUGACUACUGUGAUUUUUGUUGUUAAUUUUAAAUGAUUUCAGGCCAAUUAUCCACAGUGUAACUGGUAAGUCGCAAAUGUAUUUUCAUGUCUAUUUCUGUGUAUUCUCUAUAUUUGUAUCUCCCUGUGUCUUUGUCUGUCUUUAGUUCUUUUCCUUUCCAUCCAUCCAAUCAGCCAGCCAUCUCUCCAUCCUGCUAACAAUCUGUUCAUGUGUAUCUGUUUUUCUGUCUUUCUCAAUCUGUUUAGCUUGUGCAUCCAUCAGUCUAUCUCCCUCUGUCCAAUUAUCUUUUAAAGGGAAGUGGUAGCUAAGUCGAAAAAAAAUUGGACUUCUGAUCAGACAGUCAUAGUUUUAGCACUGCCAAACUGCCACAGCUGGGCCCUUGAGCAUGGCCCCUAACUCUCAAUUGUUUAGCUGUAUCACUGAGAUCAUUGUGAAUCGC
Silurus meridionalis is the source of this 3049-nucleotide messenger RNA. RefSeq names its product DEAH (Asp-Glu-Ala-His) box polypeptide 32a (gene dhx32a). The record is from RefSeq and is a predicted model, not a curated record. Lineage: Eukaryota; Metazoa; Chordata; Actinopteri; Siluriformes; Siluridae. Gene Ontology annotation, cellular component: spliceosomal complex; intracellular anatomical structure. Gene Ontology annotation, molecular function: RNA binding. Bases 245 to 2455 code for a protein of 736 amino acids. The transcript is spliced from 11 exons.